Scomber japonicus (chub mackerel) is the source of this 930-nucleotide messenger RNA. RefSeq names its product thioredoxin-like 4B (gene txnl4b). The transcript has 3 exons. Gene Ontology annotation, cellular component: U5 snRNP; spliceosomal complex; U4/U6 x U5 tri-snRNP complex. Lineage: Eukaryota; Metazoa; Chordata; Actinopteri; Scombriformes; Scombridae. The record is from RefSeq and is a predicted model, not a curated record. The coding region runs from base 27 to 482 and encodes 151 amino acids. Gene Ontology annotation, biological process: mRNA splicing, via spliceosome.
AGAAGCUAGUUGUCUUUAAAAGCUUUAUGAAAAUGAGUUUGUUUUUGCCCAAAUUAACGUGCAAAAAAGACAUAGAUGAAGUGAUUAAAGGCGUAGCAGAAAAAGUCGUAGUUUUGAGGUUUGGAAGAGACGAAGACUCAGUUUGCCUCCAGCUGGAUGAGAUUCUGUCAAAAACUGCUCACGACUUGAGCAACAUGGCCUCGAUCUACAUCGUGGAUGUGGAUAAAGCGCCCAUCUACACCCGAUACUUUGACAUCAGUUACAUCCCUUCCACUGUCUUCUUCUUCAAUGGGCAGCACAUGAAGGUGGACUAUGGAUCACCAGAUCAUACCAAGUUUGUCGGCAGCUUCAAAACUAAACAGGAUUUCAAGGAUCUGAUUGAAGUCAUCUACAGGGGAGCCAUGCGGGGGAAAAUGAUUGUCCAGAGUCCCAUAGACCCCCAAAAUAUUCCCAAAUAUGAUCUUCUUUAUCAUGGAAUUUAGCAUGAGCAACUCCGCCAUUUGACUGUUGAUCUUUUACAUAUUCAAAAAAGUUGCUUUAUUUUCAGCCACUAAGCAACUGUCAGAAGUUUUUACAUUGCAGCUUGUUAGAAACCCAUAAUAAAGUGUUUCAGAUUAAGAGACUUUAAUAAAUAUGUACAUACAGACAAUACAGAACAGUUCAUUGCCCUUCGUGCCCUCUUGCUGUGUUUGAAGAUUGUGUGUACACAAGGGCGCUGUUUACUCAACCUUCUAGGGAACGCUUUUAGUGUCACGUCGCAGAGUUAACAGGUUCAGCAAAGACUGAAUUAAUGCAAAUUUUAUACUAAAGAUAUGACAGAUACAAUAAUAAUGAAUAGUAAUGAACUUUGUAAAACUUUGUUAUAGUUUGUGUUGUCAAAUUUAUUAACACAUUUUUUCCUCAUAAUUUUUCUCAUUAGUUUAUGUUUGA